CAUUACAAUGGAAUGGAUAUUGUUAAUCCCAUCUGGUGAUUUGAGUGAAAAAAUCACCGGCUCACAAUACUUGAUGAUUAUCGUGCUUCAAGUUCUUCAAUUACUCACAUUAUCUGUAAUGCAAUGUACUACUGAUAGUUUUUAUAUGAACAAUACGCUACAUCUCACUGGCCAGCUGAAAAUUCUUAAAGCAAAAUUCAAAACUUUUGCAAGCAAACCGGAUACAGUGGAAAAUAAUCGGAAACAUUUAUCCAGAUUGGUCGAUAGGCAUUGCGAAUUAGCGAAAUUCAGUCGAAACAUAGAAGAUACGUUUCAUCUAAUUAUACUUUUCCAACUCGUCGUAGCAACACUUCUAAUCGCAUUGAUUGGAUUGCGAAUAAUAUUCUGUUUGAAAAAUAAUAAUUACAUCGAAGUAGCAAAAAGUGUUUUAGUGUUAAAUUUCAUGCUUAUGGAAUCGCUAGUAUACUGCUACGGUGGUGAUUUUAUACAGAAAGGAAGCGAUGAUUUAUUCCGUGCAAUGUUCAAGACUUCCUGGUUCACGCUUCCUGCCACGUUGAUGAAGGACCUACACUUUGUGAUGAUGAGAUCAGUCUAUCCGUUUCGUCUCACCGGCGGAAAAUUUUUUUACGUUAACCGCGAGACGAUGAUGUAUGUUUUCAAAACAGCGGCUUCAUAUGUCUCGGUUUUACGAGUGGCACUCAGAGAUUAA
Nylanderia fulva is the source of this 709-nucleotide messenger RNA. NCBI's taxonomy places the organism in Eukaryota, Metazoa, Arthropoda, Insecta, Hymenoptera, Formicidae. The record is from RefSeq and is a predicted model, not a curated record.